Molecule: messenger RNA, 2431 nt
Organism: Salvelinus namaycush (lake trout)
Lineage: Eukaryota; Metazoa; Chordata; Actinopteri; Salmoniformes; Salmonidae
Product: uridine 5'-monophosphate synthase-like
Exons: 6
Coding region: 59-1519 (486 amino acids)
Biological process (GO): 'de novo' pyrimidine nucleobase biosynthetic process; 'de novo' UMP biosynthetic process
Molecular function (GO): orotidine-5'-phosphate decarboxylase activity; orotate phosphoribosyltransferase activity
Source: RefSeq, a predicted model, not a curated record
GACGAGACGAGAGCUUUGGACGAGACUGCUGUCUAUUGAUAUUAGUAAAAACUUGAAAAUGGAAAACGAUUGCCUUGAAAGUUUAAUCUUAAAAUUACAUGAUGUUCAGGCCGUGAAAUUCGGAACGUUCACGCUGAAGAGUGGAAUAACAUCGCCGAUUUAUUUUGAUCUCAGAGUUAUUGUUUCCUACCCAUCUCUUAUGAACCAGGUGUCAACUUAUCUUUACCAACGCGCCAAAGAUGAGGACUUGAAAUACAACUCACUGUGUGGUGUACCAUACACUGCUCUGCCCCUGGCUACAAUCAUCUGCUCCAAACACGAGCUGCCUAUGCUGAUCCGAAGAAAAGAAGCCAAAGACUAUGGAACUAAGAAGAUUAUAGAGGGGUCCAUUCACCCUGGAGACACGUGUCUGAUCAUCGAGGAUGUAGUGACCAGCGGGAGCAGCGUCAUGGAGACGGCCCUGGUGCUUCAGGCAGAGGGUUUAAAGGUCACCGAUGCCAUCGUGCUGAUGGACAGGGAGCAGGGAGGUAGGGCCAUGCUGGCCAAGAAGGGCAUCGCGCUCCACUCUGUCAUCUCCAUCUCCAAUCUCCUCAACGUCCUGCUCCAGGCGAAGCGCAUCGAUGAUUCCACGGCCCAGAGCGUGCGCAGGUUCAUCCAGGAGAACAACACCUACAAGCCCUCGGGGGAGGAGGAGAAGAACGGCUCUCCUGUGGCUAAGAAGCCCAGCAAGCUGGCGGAGUUGACCUAUGGCGACAGGGCCCAGCUCCAAACCACACACCCUCUGGCUGCCCAGCUCUUUAGGUUGAUGGAGGAGAAGAAGACCAACCUGUGUGUGUCGGCGGACGUGACAGGCUGCGAGGAUCUGCUGCAGCUGGCUGACUCUCUGGGGCCUCAGAUGUGCGUGCUGAAGACUCAUGUGGACAUCCUGCAGGACUUCAGCCCAGCCUUCAUCCAGUCCCUCAAGGACCUGGCCCACAAACACAACUUCCUCAUCUUUGAGGACCGCAAGUUUGCUGACAUCGGGAACACGGUCAAGCACCAGUAUGAAGGUGGGCUCUACCAGAUCUCCUCGUGGUCUCACAUGGUGAAUGCCCAUGCGGUGCCAGGCCCUGGGGUGGUAGAGGGGCUCAGUGUGGUGGGCCUCCCACUGGACCGCGGCUGUCUCCUCAUAGCUCAGAUGAGCUCCCAGGGUUCCCUAGCAACAGGGGACUACACGCAGGCUGUGGUGAAAAUGGCUGAGGAGCACUCUGACUUUGUGUUUGGGUUCAUCUCUGGCUCCAAGAUCAGCAGCAAGCCUGAAUUCUUACAUAUGACUCCAGGGGUGCAGAUGCAGUCAGAAGGAGACGGUCUGGGCCAGCAGUACUCCAGUCCCGAUGAUGUGAUCUGUAAAAAAGACUCUGACGUCAUCAUUGUUGGCCGUGGUAUCCUGGGGGCCUCUGAUAGGGUGAAGGCUGCUGCGGAGUACAGAGAGGCCGGCUGGAACGCCUACGUCAAGAGACUCACCGCAUCAAGACAAUGAAAAGUCAAACAACAGGGAUGCGUCCCAAAUGGCACCCUAUUCCCUGUAUAGUGCACUACUUUUGACUAGAACCCUAUGGGCUUUGGUCAAAAGUAGUAAACUACAGGGUAGAGGUGCCAUUUGGGCUACAGACAGAGACUAGAGCAGGCACCACAUCGCUAAUGUGAAACCAUGAUUAUUCCCUCCAAACAGCUGCUGGAGCCUGUUCUUACUCUUGUAGCUGCUUGUUAUAACCCUUGCUUGCUAAAUCAACUGAACUGCGACAAUGCUCAUUUUUUUGCAACAGGGAAACAUUUCAGGAUUUUUUUCUCUCCCUCCAUAGUGUUAUUUGUAUAUGAUCAUUUUGAAACAUUCAAAUUUGAUUAUUUGUGUUAACCAAUAAUAUGGAAUUGCGGAAUGAAUUCAGUAGAUACAUGUUCUGUAAUGAUCAGUGUUUUUUUUGAAGUCACUUUAAACAUCUCUAGCCUAGGAUUCUGUUCCUUUGCAGCAAGGGUGGUUUCUAUAGAAGAACACAGUGGAUGCUAGGGCUACUAUCUCUGUGAUGGGCUACUAUCUCUGUGAUGGGCUACUAUCUCUGUGAUGGGCUACUAUCUCUGUGAUGGGCUACUAUCUCUGUGAUGGGCUACUAUCUCUGUGAUGGGCUACUAUCUCUGUGAUGGGCUACUAUCUCUGUGAUGGGCUACUAUCUCUGUGAUGGAUAACUGUGGAGAGAUUCAGGUUACAAAACAAUCCUUGGCGUUGUGCAUUUGUUCAUCGACAUUACAACAAUCACCUGUUCACAACGGUAGUUAUUUGAUGCCAAUGUGUGAUGAACCACGUUAGUCCAUAAACCUCUAGUGGUUCCGGGUGAUGUGCCGGGUGUACGCUGUACCCUAAUCAUUAAUAAACAGUGAAUGUGCAUGGGUUGUUUCA